UGGACCCGGAGGGCGAACCCCCAGGGGGAUCAAAAACGGUGGCCCUCCGAGUUGGAGCCCAGCGGCGUGGGCACCCGCCGAGUUGGCCUGUCACGAGGACGGAGUUGACACUUUCUCCACGCGGGUGUUCCACUUUUCCUGUCAACUCCCUGUCAGCAAUUCCCUGUGAAGGGCGGCAUCUUUGUAGGUGACCGCCACCCGUGCUGUUUCCUUCCAUUUCUUCGCUCAGUAGUGUGGGUGACGGAGCCUCGUUUCAUGUUAGGUGGGCGAGGUCUCCCGGAUCCCUUGGGGUGCGCCGUGCUCCGACGAAGCAGUGUGAUGGACCCAAGGGGGAGGGACAGUCGGCUGACCGGCCCUGGGGCGGGUGUGAAGGCCCCGAGCAAGGCGACGUUUCAGUGUGGCGAGGAGCGUGAGGGGGCUCGAGGCCACCCUUUACUGGGACACGCAGGAGAGGAGAGACUGCGGAGACAGGGACAUUGGAACUGAGCCUCCAAGGAUGGGAAGGGGUUGGACCAGGAAAUGCAGCCAAGGACCAAGGAACUGGUCUGAGGCAGCAAAGAGGCGAGGCACACUAAGGACGAUCAUGGAAGACACCCAGGCUAUUGACUGGGACGUUGAAGAAGAGGAGGAAGCAGACCAAUCCAGUGACUCCAUUGGGUGUAGCCUGGAGCCUAUGGGGCGACUGCAUAUCUUCAGCUGUCCUCAUGGACCAGAAAAAGAUUUCCUGCUGUACUUCGGGAAGAAUAUGGUAGGCCGAAUGCCUGACUGCUCUGUGGCCUUGCCUUUUCCAUCCAUCUCCAAACAACAUGCAGUGAUUGAGAUCGUGGGCUGGGACAAGCCACCUGUCCUCCAGGAUUGUGGGAGCCUCAAUGGCACUCAAAUCCUGAGGCCUCCUAAGGUUCUGAGCCCUGGGGUAAAUUAUCGUCUGAAGGACCAGGAUUUGAUCGUCUUCGCGGACGUGCCCUGCCAGUACCAUCGCCUGGCUGUCCCCCUGUCUGUUGUCUCCCGGGGCCCUCUAACUGUCGAGGAGACACCCAGGGUACAAGAAGGAGCUCAACCCCAGAGGCUCCUGUUGGCUGAGGAUUCAGAGGAGGAAGUAGAUUCGCUUUCUGAAAGGUGUGCAGUGAAACAAUCAAAGACCACGUCCUCCCGCUUGUCGAUGGUAGUUCCAGAGAGUGAUGAAGAGGAGUCUUCCCCUGCCCGGGGUGGCCCUCGAUCACCUUUUGCCUUCAACUUGAACAGUGACACAGAUGAGGACGAAACUCAGCAACCGCCAGCAGGUGAGGCCACUUCAGCUGUCAGAAGAGGUACUACUGCAGAUGUGCACCGUGAAGCUGAUAGAGUUGCAGCUGAAAUCCAGCUCAAAGAGGCUCAGCCUUCGGCAAAGGAGCAGGACAGUGACACAAAAGCUAAGAGAGAUGCGAGGCAUGGAGCGGUUCCAGUUGAGGCGGUUGUGGAAAGGAGCCAACCUCCUGGGGAGGACAGUGAUACUGAUGUGGAAGGUGGGAGCAGGAGCCCUGGAAGGCCAGCAGAAGUCCACGUGGAAAGGGCCCAGCCCGGCGGCCUCAUCGACAGUGAUACUGAUGUGGAAGAAGAGGGAAUCCCGGCUACGCCAGCUGUAGUUCCCAUGAAGAAGAGGCAAAUCUUCCAUGGAGUGGGUACAAGAAAUCCUGGCUUGGCACCUCUGCAGGAACGCCAGGCUGGAGAUGAUCCAGAUGUGAAGGAGGGCAGGGCCCCACUGGUCGUCCCUCUGGAGAGAAGCCACACCUCCGUGGUGAUCAACAGCGACACAGAUGACGAGGAGGAAGUCUCGGCAGCGCUCACUCUGGCAUGUCUGAGAGAGAGCCGAGCUGUGCUGUGGAACAGAGGUACAGAUGUGGACGAGAACAGAGCCCACUCUGCGGUCCCUCUGGAGCAAAACCAGGGCACUCCUGGGAGAGAGAGUGACACAGACGUGGAGGAGGACGGGCUCCCCAUGCAGAUGAGAGAAAUGGUCUGCAGGCGUCACACAGACAAGGAUGGAGCCUGUGUUGCAGCACAUUCAGAACAGCGCCCCCCUGCUCUUGGCGACAGUGCUGUAAAUAGGGAAGCAGGGAUGAGCUCAGCGGGGAGCCACCUAGAGAGAAGCCCAGCCUCCACCGCAGGAGACAGCCACACAGCAGUGGGGGUGGAAGCCCCACCAGGGCCAGGUGUCACUCCUCUGUACAAGCAUCAGGUGUCUGUAGAGGAGACAGAUCAAACAGAUGUGGAAGUAAGGUGUGCCCCCCCAGAGCUGCCUGUGAUGCCUCUAGAGCGAGCUCGGCCUUGUCCAGACGGGGACUGUAAAACAGAUGUGGAGGAGGGCACACCCUUGGCAACCUCAGCAGCGGCAGGUCUGAGAGAGAAGCUUCCGGAGUGGGCUGCGGCUGUUCUUGAGCAGGAGAGGGCUCUUGAGGUAGGGGCCCAGGGAGGGUCACCUGUGGCACAAGUGGAGCGGGACCUUAUCCCUGUCUCAAGGGAGAGCCCCACAGAAUUGGUGGUGGACACAAGCACUCCUGGGGGACCCGCCCAGCCACAGAGAGAGGGAGCCCAGACCCCCACAGGAAGGGAGAGAGAGCCACAUGUGGGCGGGACCAAGGACUCUGAAGACAGCCGUGACGAUUUUGAAGAUCUGGACCUUCAAGCUACCCAGUGUUUUGUGGAGAGAGAGAAUGGCAGCCCGGAAGCAGCCCAGAGCACGGAGGAUGAACCCACCCAGGCCUUCUUGUCCACUCUGCCUGAAGAGCCUGGCCCUUCCCAUUGCAGCGUCCAGACCCCAGGUACCCUGGAUGAGCCAUGGGAGGUCUUGGCUACACAGCCGUUUUCUCCAAGAGACUCAGAGGGCUCUGAGACCCAGCCUAUCGCUGCCUACCUGGAGGCCCAUGGAUCUCACCCAUCUUCACCCACAGCAGCACCAUCAGACCAACCUGCAGAGAGCCCCAUUCACAAAGAGUCUUUGGAGCUUCACGGCAGAGGGGGGCAGAUUGCAGAGAAAGACAGGGGUACACCAGAAACAGUGGAGAAGGUGACCCCCGAGAAACGGCUGUUGGAGAGGGAAACCAAGAAACUGCCACCGAAAGGAGAGAGAGAAGUGAAGGCAGAGAAAGGGUUAAGCAAAAGGAUGCAGAGCAGAAAGCGAAAACGGGAGUUAGCUACAGACACACGAAGACCAGAGGCGGACGAAAAGGUGGAAAGUUCAAGUCAUGAAAAGGCUAGAGAGAGUCUGAAGGUGGAAACUGAGACCAAGGGUAUCCAAGAGAAGGAAAUGGAGACGCAAACCCUUGCAAGAGAAGUAUGUGAGAGAGACGUAGAGAAAGCAGUACCCAAGAGAGAGAGAGCGCCACCUGGGUUAGACGUGACGGUGCCCAAAGUGAUACCGGAGACGGGCGAGGGGAGUCAGGGCCAGCAAAGGCAAGCCUCCAGCCCAGUGCCAGAGCCUGAGGUGGAGGCCGAGGACCCUCAGGGAACUGCUUCUGGAAGCCAGUCAGGCGGAAGAAGGGGCGGUCCUGUGAGACCAAGGAGGCAGCAGAGAGGUCGUAGGAACUGCAAGGCGCCGCCUGCCACGAAGGCUUCCAGGGGUGCUCAGGGCCCCCCAGAUGCUUGUCUGCCUUCUACAGUGGCCGAAGCCUCGGCCCCACCCCCAGGCCCCCUUAUCUCUCAGAGCCAAGAGCAUCCUGCCCCUCAGUCCGUUUCCUCUCCACCUUCUUUCAAGCCUCCCAUCUCAAGGACCAGGCAAAAUGAGAGUCAGGAAGCUCCAGAGACUUGCUCAUCCUCUGCACUGGAGCCUUUCCACCCAACACCUCAAGUCAGGGCCAGGGUGACACCCUCUCCAGUUCCCCACUCCACCCCCACAGACCAGCCUGUGCCCCCUGAGCCCACACCUCGGGCCACCCAGGGCAGGACACAGAGGUCCUCUGCCCAGACCCCUGACCCAGGUGAACCCACAGCCCCUGAGCUCCAGCCUUCCACUUCCAAAGACCAACCUGUCACCCCUGAGCUCACAUCUCAAGCUGCCCAGGGCAGGACACGGAGGUCCUCUGUCAAAACGCCUGACCCAGUUGAGCCCACAGCCCUUUCCACCCCCUCAGAUCAGCCUGUCCCCCCUGAGCCCACACCUCGGGCCACCCGGCGCAGGACACAGAGGUCCUCUGCCCAGACCCCUGACCCAGUUGUCCCUGCAGCCCCUGAGCUCCAGCCUUCCACUUCCAAAGACCAGCCUGUCACCCCUGAGCCCACACCUCGGGCCACUCGGGGCAGGACACGGAGGUCCUCUGUCAAAACCCCUGACCCAGGUGAACCCACAACCCCUGAGCUCCAGCUGUCUGUUUCCAAAGACCAGCCUGUCACCCCUGAGCCCACACCUCGGGCCACCCGGGGCAGGACAUAUAGGUCCUCUGUCAAGACCCCUGAACCAGUUGUCCCCACAGUCUCUGAGCUUCAGCCUUCCAUAUCCAAAGACCAAUCUGUCACCCCUGAGCCCACACCUCGGGCCACUCGAGGCAGGACACAGAGGUCCUCUGCCAAGACCCCUGAACCAGUUGUCCCCGCAGCCCCUGAGCUCCAGCCUUCCACCCCCACAGGCCAGCCUGUCACUCCUGAGCCCACACCUCGGGCCACUCGAGGCAGGACCCAGAGGUCCUCUGCCAAGACCCCUGAACCAGCCGUCCCUACAGUCCCUGAGCUCCAGCCUCCCACCCCCACAGACCAGCCUGGCAUCCCCAAGCCUAUACCUGGGGAGACUCAAAGGAGGGUACAGAGGUCCUCUGUCAAGACCCCUGACCUAGUUGAAUCCACAGCCUCUGAGCUCCAGCCUUCCAGUUCCAGAGACGAACCCGUCACCCCUGAGCCCACAUCUCAGGGCAGGACACAGAGGCCCUCUGCCAAGACUCCUGACCCAGUUGUCCUGGCAGCUCCAGAGCUCCAGCCUCCUACUCCUACAGACCAGCCUGUCACCACUGAGCCUACACCUCGGGCCAUGCGGGGCAGGACACGGAGGUCUGCUGUCAGAACCCCUGAGCCAGUUGUCCCUGUAGUUCCUGAGCUCCAGCCUUCCACCCCCACAGACUGCCCUGUCCCCGAGGCUGUGGCUCAGCCCGCUGCAGUAAGCACUGCCCUGGUGCCUGCCACCCCUGAAUCCCGCUCUCCCACCGCUACAGACCAGCCCGUUCCUCAAACCAGUCGCAGCAGGAGACAGAGGGCUCCUGGAAAGCCCGGCUCCCUCACAGACCCCACUGCUCGCAACUCAUGUUCCACACACCCCCAGCCUGAACCCCGAGCCUCCAGGAGCCAAAGGCGAGGAGCCAUGCGGGCAGCAGAGUCCCGUAGGCCCAUGGCCGAGCCUACCUUUCCCCAGCCCCUCGAGGUACCCACACAUACUCCUCAGGUUCAAAAGGUAGAGGCAGCAGGUAGAGUGAGGGUCACCCCAGAGCCCCAGCCUAAGGCCACUCAACACCGGAAGAGGUCUUUAGCUACUGCAGAUUCCCCUCCACUUCAAAAACGGCCCCAAUGCGAGGAAGUGCCCCAGAAGACAGCGGGCCUCGAGGAGGAAGAUGCGGCAGAGAGGCCAGGGAAGGAAGAGGGCGUGGUCAUUCCUGGACCAGGCAAGAGAAAGAGAGACCAGGCAGAGCAGGAGCCCAAGAGCAUACCGAGCCGCGGCCUGCGACGGACCAAACCUGACCAAGAACCCACAGUCCCCAAAGUGCUCUUCACAGGCGUUCUGGACACCCGGGGAGAGCGGGCAGUGCUGGCGCUCGGGGGGAGUCUGGCUGAAUCAGUGGCAGAGGCUUCCCACCUGGUCACUGAUCGAAUCCGCCGGACCGUCAAGUUCCUGUGUGCCCUGGGGCGGGGCAUCCCCAUCCUCUCUCUGGACUGGCUGCAUCAGUCCCGCAAGGCUGGUUGCUUCUUGCCCCCGGAUGAAUAUGUGGUAACUGACCCUGAGCAGGAGAAGAACUUUGGCUUCAGCCUGCGGGAGGCUCUGCGUCGGGCUCGUGAGCGAAGGCUGCUGGAGGGAUAUGAGAUUCAUGUGACACCUGGAGUCCAGCCGCCGCCGCCUCAGAUGAGGGAGAUCAUCUGUUGCUGUGGGGGCACCGUCCUACCCAGCAUGCCCCGGUCCUACAAGCCUCAGAGAGUUGUGAUCACCUGCCCCCAGGACUUGCCACGAUGCGCCAUUCCGGUUCGGCUCGGGCUGCCCCUCCUCUCGCCC
This is a messenger RNA of Tupaia belangeri chinensis (Chinese tree shrew), 6220 nucleotides long. It is a transcript of the gene MDC1, whose product is annotated as mediator of DNA damage checkpoint 1. The record is from RefSeq and is a predicted model, not a curated record. NCBI's taxonomy places the organism in Eukaryota, Metazoa, Chordata, Mammalia, Scandentia, Tupaiidae. Gene Ontology annotation, cellular component: nucleus. Gene Ontology annotation, molecular function: protein binding.